This is a messenger RNA of Aspergillus tubingensis, 396 nucleotides long. RefSeq lists its product as uncharacterized. The coding region runs from base 1 to 396 and encodes 131 amino acids. The transcript has a single exon. NCBI's taxonomy places the organism in Eukaryota, Fungi, Ascomycota, Eurotiomycetes, Eurotiales, Aspergillaceae. The record is from RefSeq and is a predicted model, not a curated record.
AUGUUUGUCAGACUACUUGCCCUCCUCUCGGUGACAGUGUUGGCCACACUCAACGACGUUACAAAUCAGGCUACACCCGUCAUUAGGACCGUAACCACUCGGGAAACUGUCACAGGAUCUCCAGUUACUACCGCUGUUACCAAAACUGUGACGCCGGAUUCUGAUGGCAAUUAUACUACCCCUUCCUGGAAUUAUUUAACAUCGACGCCUUUCACGUCCUCUAUCUCUUCGUCUUCAUUGUCGUUGACGGGGACAAGUACGUCCGAAUCUAGUGCUGCAUCGACCGCCUCAGAUAGCUCUUCUGUGUCAACUGGGGGUGCACCUGACGUCACCGGAGGCCUUGCUAUGAGCCUCGCUGGUGCUGCUGGAGCCCUCGGCUUUGCUCUUGCUCUGUAA